This is a messenger RNA of Rubroshorea leprosula, 527 nucleotides long. Lineage: Eukaryota; Viridiplantae; Streptophyta; Magnoliopsida; Malvales; Dipterocarpaceae. The record is from the annotation of a GenBank genome assembly.
GCCACACUCUUGCUCAAACUCUACCCUCAUCUCCACGGAUCACUAUGAAUUGGUGCUUCCCUUCAGCUCUCAACCUCUCACCGACUCACCAUGCCGUCUCUCGGUCGGUCACUCUCUCGAUCAAUCUCUCCAGCCAGUCUCUGAGUUUCCUCUCCUCUAGUCCUCUGCCACACUUUUGCUCAAACUCUGCCCUCAUCUCCACGGACCUUCACAAUGAUUCCCUUCAGCUCUCAACCUCGCUGUCACUACAACCCCUGGCCCCUGCUGCCCUGCAACGCUCGCCGCUCACCUCCAGCUGAGCUCCAAGGCUACCGCUGGGUCAUCUCUGCCCACCUCUCACCGUGGCACCGUGUCGUCAGCCCAUCACUGCGAGUUAGCAAUGCUCCUUGCUCACCACCGCUCACCUCCAGCUUGUUUUAAAAGAGUGAUCUUGAUCAUCUUUGUUUGCUAUAUAGGAUUCUGUAAAAUUGCUUUUUUUUUUUUGGAAUUUUGAUUAACAAGCAGUGAAAUAAGUAAUAGUUUUAUUU